CCAAAUUCUGAAAAUAAAUAAAUAAGUUGGAUAAAGGAUGUAGUGUCCCAUUUCCAUCGUAGGAGCCACUACCCAUUGCCGAACCAACUCUCUUUCUCUCCAUUUAAAUUCAUUCAUAUUCUUCAUCCCAUCCAUACACAAAACAGAACAAACAUGGAAACCAUACAGCACAGAACGGUGCCAGUGAAUGGCAUCAACAUGCACGUUGCUGAGAAAGGAGAAGGCCCAGUGCUGCUCUUCCUCCACGGCUUCCCCGAGCUAUGGUACACCUGGCGCCACCAGAUUCUGGCUCUCUCCUCCAAGGGAUACCGCUGCGUGGCGCCAGAUCUCCGUGGCUACGGGGACACCGAUGUUCCAGAGUCGGUGAGCAGCUACACUUGCUUCCACAUGGUGGGAGACAUUGUUGCGCUCAUCGACUCACUUGGAGUGGAUCAAGUGUUCCUGGUGGCUCAUGACUGGGGCGCCAUGAUUGGUUGGUACCUCUGCAUGUUCCGCCCGGAGAGAAUCAAAGCAUAUGUAUGCCUCAGCGUGCCUCUCCUGCGAAGACACCCUACCAUAAAAACCGUUGAUGGGAUGCGUUUCUUGUAUGGUGAUGACUACUACAUUUGCAGGUUUCAGGAAGUGGGAGAAAUGGAAGGUCAGAUAGCUCAAGUUGGAACACUCAAUGCCAUGAAGAAUAUCCUCACAACCCGCAAGACUGGCCCUCCCAUCCUUCCCAAGGGACAGUUUGGAAAUGGAGUCAAUGAAUCUACCCCUGAGACCUUGCCUUCUUGGCUCACUCAGGACGAUCUCGAUUAUUUUGUCUCCAAAUUCGACAAAACUGGCUUCACCGGUGGCUUGAACUACUACAGAAAUUUGAACUUGAACUGGGAGUUGACGGCACCAUGGAGUGGAACGAAGAUAAAGGUGCCGGUGAAAUUCAUAACAGGUGAUAUGGACAUGGUGUACACGUCGCUAGGGAUGAAAGAUUAUAUCGAGAGUGGGCUUUUCAAGGAAGAGGUGCCGAAUUUGGAGGAAGUCAUUGUUCAAGAAGGUGUAGCUCACUUCAACAAUCAAGAGGCAGCAGAGGAUGUCACUAAUCACAUUUACACCUUCAUUACUAAGAGGAGUGGAAAUGUGUGCGAAACAGGUGUAUGCCUUUCCCAUUUCUAUCCCUACUUCAAAUUCAUUUCAUUCAUUCAUAGUUUCAUACACACAGCACCCAACCCUUCUUCUCACAUCACAAACAUGGAAACCAUAGAGCACAAAACACUGGAAGUAAACGGCAUCAAGAUGCAUGUUGCAGAGAAAGGAGAAGGCCCCGUGGUGCUCUUCCUCCACGGCUUCCCGGAGCUCUGGUACACGUGGCGCCACCAGAUUCUGUCUCUAUCCUCCAAGGGUUACCGCUGCGUGGCCCCGGAUCUCCGCGGCUACGGAGACACCGAUGCUCCUUCUUCAGUGAGCAGCUACACUUGCUUCCACAUAGUGGGAGACAUUGUUGCACUCAUUGACUCGUUGGGCGUGGAUCAAGUGUUCCUGGUGGCUCAUGACUGGGGUGCCAUAAUCGGCUGGUACCUCUGCAUGUUCCGCCCUGACAGAGUGAAAGCAUACGUUUGUCUCAGUGUUCCUUUCUUGCCCAGAAACCCAAACGUGAAGCCCGUAGACGCCAUGCGUGCCUUGUAUGGAGAUGACUACUACAUCUGCAGAUUCCAGGAGCCUGGGAAGGCCGAAGCGGAGUUUGGAAAAGCUAAGCCAGAACAUGUGAUCAAGAAGAUGUUUUGCAAUCGUGCCACUGGGCCACCAAUUCUGCCAAAACAAGGGAUGCCUUCAAAUCCCCCCAGUACUACUGAAAUUCCUUUACCUAAUUGGUUAACUCAAGAAGAUGUGGCUUAUUUUGCUUCUAAGUUUGAGAAAACUGGCUUCACUGGACCUCUUAACUACUAUAGAAACAUGAACUUGAAUUGGGAGCUGACAGCGGCAUGGACUGGGGUCCAAAUAAAAGUGCCGGUGAAGUUCAUCACAGGUGAAUUGGAUAUGGUAUACACUUCCCCUUCGAUUAAACAGUACAUAGAGAGCGGUGCUUUCAAGAGAGAUGUGCCAAAUUUACAAGAUGUGGUUGUGCAACAAGGGGUGGCUCACUUCAACAACCAAGAAGCUGCUGUGGACGUAACCAAUCACAUUUAUGACUUCAUUAACAACUUCUGAUAUUAAUUAUGUUAUCAUCACAAUUAUACUUUCGUUUUUUCUUAUUUGGUCUAGUUUUCUCCUGUAAUUUAAAAUAUUGAAACCGUGAUGUUAUGUCAUUUUCUUUUAAUUGCAAGAUCAAAUCAGUGCUACUUCGAUACC
This is a messenger RNA of Arachis stenosperma, 2325 nucleotides long. RefSeq lists its product as uncharacterized. The transcript is spliced from 5 exons. Bases 154 to 2184 code for a protein of 676 amino acids. The record is from RefSeq and is a predicted model, not a curated record. NCBI's taxonomy places the organism in Eukaryota, Viridiplantae, Streptophyta, Magnoliopsida, Fabales, Fabaceae. Gene Ontology annotation, molecular function: hydrolase activity.